Messenger RNA from Morus notabilis, 595 nucleotides. RefSeq lists its product as uncharacterized. The record is from RefSeq and is a predicted model, not a curated record. Bases 27 to 557 code for a protein of 176 amino acids. Lineage: Eukaryota; Viridiplantae; Streptophyta; Magnoliopsida; Rosales; Moraceae. The transcript has 2 exons.
CGGAUCAGGCGGAGGAGCUCCGUCAUAUGCCGCUGGUGCCACAGAGGCUGAUGAGGGAUGGUGGCGGCGCCGGCGGUGGCCGGAAGCGCCUGUCGAAGCAGCUUUCGAUGUGCGAGACGUCCCGCGACGUGGCGUGGGAGAAGCGGCGCCGCCAGUUCCUCCUCCUCCAGGAGCGGCGGAGGAACGGCAUCAUGAUGAGCAACGGCGAGGGUGAGAAUGAGCUGACGGACGAGGACCUGAGCGAGCUGAAAGGUUGUAUUGAGCUAGGGUUUGGGUUCAAUGAGGAGGAUGGUCAGAAGUUGUGUGGAACUUUGCCGGCUCUUGACCUUUAUUUCGCCGUCAACCGGCAGAUCUCGUUGAGCCCGGUGUCUACGCCGAAAAGCCGGUUGUCGACAUCGUCAUCGAGCGCAGGGCGGUCUUCGCCGUUCGGAAGCCCCAGGAGCGACUCGGACACGUGGAAGAUCUGCAGCCCAGGUGAUGAUCCGGAACAAGUGAAGACGAAGUUAAGGCAUUGGGCUCAAGCUGUAGCUUGUUCGGUGAUGCAGUCAUAUCCAUGAUCAUGGCUUGUUUUAGCCAAAAUUAUUAGAAACAAAGU